AUGUCUGACGCCGCGCCGGUCACGGCUACUGUUGAUGCGCCGCCAUUGCCCACCCCAACGAACGUGAAGCCGCCGCGCAAGAAGCCACUGAGGACGGAAGAAGCUAACCCCCGUCUGCUCGCUCAGGCGAACGGCGUCUCCGCACAGCAGCAGAAGCAGCGGGACAAGGAGUUUGCCACGCACAAGGCGCACAUUCUGGCCAAUCUGCAGACGAACGCGUGUGACCUGAGCCCCAAGGGAAGCGUAGAUGCGAAGUGUCUCCCUGUGAUGGAUGUGCUCAACACGCACAAGGACUACGUCACCACGAGCAGCUGCAGCGGACGCAUUGCCCUCUUCCACAGCAUCACGCACAGCAAGGCUUGUGAGACCGACGAUGGGGAGGCAACGCCGGGGCCGCGCAUGAAGCGUGGCGAAAACGCGGCGCUUGGUUGGGUGUUCGUGAAGCACGGCAUGCUGCGCCCGAUGGAGAUGGCCCAGGUGGUGGGUUUCCUCUGCGGAGCACCCACCACGCCGGAGGACGUGGCGCUGGAUGCGGCGCAGAUGGAGAAGCACGCGGCUCACAUGGCCUCUGUGAGCAGCAGCGCCUACUGCCACGGCGCCGCCCCUGGUUCCUUGCCUGCUGGGAUGUAUGAUGGCGAGGUGGAGGGAGUGCUGGUGGAGGCGAGAGGAGGCGGAGGCGAGGUUGCAGCACUGCCCGUUCCUACGCGCGGCACCGUGUCGCUCAAGAUGGAGCCGUUUGUGAUGCACGUUCAGUGCCGCACGAUGGAGGCUGCAAAGCUGUUGCUCUCGGCGGCUGUUAGUGACAGCGGGUACCGCAACAGCGGCGUUGUCCCGCCUGGCAAGAAGAUUAUGUGCGGCAUCCGCAGUGCUGCUGGACUGGGACUGGAGGUGCCUGUCGUCGUUCACGGCGUCAACCACGUGGCGUCUCAGCGGGCAUACGUUUGGGCGCUGCUGGGACUCGCGAAUGAAAAGAUGGAGGCGAACGAGAAGAAGAUUCGGCUGCUGGAGAAGUCCGUGGUGGCCCGCGUCUUGCCGGCGUGA
This is a messenger RNA of Leishmania mexicana MHOM/GT/2001/U1103, 1041 nucleotides long. RefSeq lists its product as hypothetical. NCBI's taxonomy places the organism in Eukaryota, Euglenozoa, Kinetoplastea, Trypanosomatida, Trypanosomatidae. The record is from RefSeq and is a predicted model, not a curated record. The transcript has a single exon. Bases 1 to 1041 code for a protein of 346 amino acids.